Messenger RNA from Clarias gariepinus (North African catfish), 2238 nucleotides. RefSeq names its product gamma-aminobutyric acid receptor subunit pi (gene gabrzb). Gene Ontology annotation, biological process: signal transduction; nervous system process; regulation of membrane potential. Gene Ontology annotation, cellular component: GABA-A receptor complex; membrane; neuron projection. The record is from RefSeq and is a predicted model, not a curated record. The transcript has 10 exons. Gene Ontology annotation, molecular function: neurotransmitter receptor activity; GABA-A receptor activity; extracellular ligand-gated monoatomic ion channel activity. Bases 205 to 1575 code for a protein of 456 amino acids. Lineage: Eukaryota; Metazoa; Chordata; Actinopteri; Siluriformes; Clariidae.
CGCGCUCGGUUUGACGGCAGCUCAGCUCAGCGAAGGGGAGGCGCGCGCGCGCGGCGCCAUUUGCUGCUUUUGUCCGUUAUCAGACGGAGCCGCGGCGACGAGCUCCAGCGGCGCAUCCGCGUAUUUCUACAAGAAAUGUCCGCUUCAAAACGUCAUCACGGAUAAAUUAUAGGAGACACCUGCUGUCUUCCUGACAUUGUGACCAUGAUCCCUUCCUGUUUCACUCUGUUCGCUUUCAUCCUCUUCAGCAGCAUCUUGGAGGAGCCACUGCUGAGUGCUGAGGUAAAGGAGGGAGAAAUUCUGCCUCCCACCAUUCAGAAGCUGAUGAAAGGAUACAACAAGUACCUGAGGCCUUUCUUUGACAAUGGCCCUGUUACUGUGGGGAUGAGUUUGGACAUCGCCAGCAUUGACACAAUCUCAGAAAUCAACAUGGACUACACUGCCACCAUUUUCCUGCGGCAGCGCUGGACAGACGAAAGACUGGUGUUUGAAGGCAAUAAGAGCUUGAGUCUGGAUGGGCGUCUGGUGGAGCUACUCUGGGUUCCUGAUACCUUCAUUGUGGAUUCCAAGAAGUCCUUCCUGCAUGAUAUCACGGUGGAGAACAGGCUGAUCCGAAUCUUCCCCAAUGGGACUGUGCUUUAUGCUCUCCGGAUCACCACCACUGUGGCCUGCAACAUGGACCUGACUAAAUAUCCCAUGGAUAAACAGACAUGCACCCUUCAACUGGAAAGCUGGGGUUAUAAUGUCAAUGAUGUGAUGUUUUACUGGGCAAGAGGCAAUGAGUCGGUCAGUGGCUUGGACACUCUGCGUCUGGCCCAAUACACAGUAGAGGAUCAUUACACUUCUGCCUCGGAGGCAGUGUAUGAGACAGGUAAUUAUCCUAAACUUAUAUUCCACUUUGAGCUGAAAAGAAGCAUUUUGUACUUCAUCCUGGAAACCUACGUGCCCUCCAGCCUGCUAGUCGUGCUGUCCUGGGUGUCCUUCUGGAUAAGCCAAUCAUCUGUUCCUGCUCGCAUAUGCAUAGGAGUUACGACAGUUUUAACAAUGACGACUCUGAUGAUGGGUGCGAGGACGUCCCUACCCAAUGCUAACUGCUUCAUCAAGGCGAUAGAUGUGUAUUUGGGAAUUUGUUUCAGUUUCAUCUUUGGAGCCUUGAUAGAGUACGCAGUUGCUCACUUCUGCACACUUCAGCACCCAGACUGCAACAGUGCGCUUACGCACAUGCAUGAUUGUGACGAGGAGAUGAACGGUAUCGUCACUACCAUCUCCAGAAAUUCGAGCCGAGCAAAGCGUCGGAAGGACUCUCCAAACCCUGCCCCUACAUCGACACCUAGUGGAGAGCCUGAUCUCAUGGCACAAACCCCUUCUCACUCAGAACCCACGAACCCAGCGGCCCUGGAGGAUCCUCUUAACCGCUGCAUCAGAAACCUGUCCCUCAUUCGACAGACGCUCCGCUCUGUGAACUGCUGUCAUGUGGAGAAUCCACAUUACAUAGACAACUACUCUCGUGUAACAUUUCCCCUCUCCUUUGUCGUAGUCAACCUGCUCUACUGGACUUACUAUCUCUAUUUUUAAUAUGCCUCAGAGUUGGAAGAGUAUGCACCUCAUGUCUGACUGAGCAUGAAAUAAUCUUAGUUUCUGUAUGUGUCUGGGUUGUGUGUGUGUGUUUUUUUUUUCUUUUUUCCUUUUUUUUUGCUGAAAAUCCGAGUGAAAUUAAGAGAAUAUGCAUGAUGGUGCGAGUGGUUUUUAUUUUGCAUAUUUUACAUGUCUGAGUGGGUGUACAAGCCCUUCUCAUCAAUGUACCAUUUCGUGGAUCAGGUUCGUUAUUGUUUUAUAGAAACAGAUGAAAGUGUAACAUGCCAAAUGAUGCAAUAAGAUGUUAAAGGAAGAGGCUAAUUAGGAUGAAGGCACUGGGAUGCCACCUGACUUCAACUUUAAUGCAGAGGUGCCAGUGUUGCUAACAAGAAUAAAUAGAAUAUAUUAAGGGAAAAAAGAAUGUUACAAGAAUUCCCCUUGCGUAACAAAGUUGACAAGGCAGCUUGGUGAAUUAAUGAAAAAGCAUGCACUGGCUACGUGAAUAGUUUGGAUUUUUAAGCAACAAGCAACCAGCUCGACGUUAAUGCUUACGGUAAUUGUUACAAAACUAAAAUGCAUGUCCUGCCACAUGUUGCUUAUAAUAAUAAACUGUCUAAAACUGUAGUGAAACCUAAUUACCAUUAAUUAACUGACUUUUUUUUU